GAGAGUUCAGUGUUGUGCGCUCUCCGUGCGUCACACGCUCAAAACCUCCACUGGAAGCGCACGACUCCUGACUAUUGUACAUGCAAAUACAGCCGCGGCUCCAGCUCCUCUCCGAACGCAGCAGGCUCCGUUUCUCCCCCCUACAAGCUUGAAUCCGCUUCUACUUGUGGCUGCAUCUCAGGAGUGAAAUGGAUGUCAUCCCCAUGUGUAGCAUCUUCCAGGAGCUCCAAAUCGUGCACGACACCGGAUACUUUUCGGCUCUGCCGUCCCUGGAAGAGUACUGGCAGCAGACAUGCCUCGAGCUGGAGAGGUACCUCCAGAGCGAGCCCUAUGUCUCAGCCACGGACCUCAAAUUUGAGAGCCAGGAGGACCUGUGGAGCAAGCUGAUGCUCGCCUGCGGAGACAAGUCGAACGACCCAGACCCAAAGAUCCCCCACAUCAAGGAGGAGGAAGACAAUCAGGACAACCAGCACGUCGACGCCGGCGGCUUCAACUCUGACGCCAGCAGUGAGGCCUCUGACAGCUCCGAGGAGCUCUCCCCUACCCUCGACUUCUCCUCCGGCUCUUUGACUGACAUUCUGGGCGACGGUGGCGAAGACCUGGGCUCCGCCAUCAUCAGCACACCACCAUCCUCACCUGAGCUGGGAAAGGAGGGCUCUGUAGCCCAGGUGUGGAAUGGGAUACAGACUGUGCUUCACUCACCUGGGAAAGUAAGGACUGGGGGCAUGGAGAGGACCCUGGAGAGGUCGGGGCUGACCAGCGGGGAGGCGUCACCCGACGGGAGGAGGCGGGUGCACAGGUGUCACUUCAACGGAUGCAGGAAGGUGUACACCAAGAGCUCGCACCUCAAAGCACACCAGCGCACGCACACAGGUGAGAAGCCCUACAGGUGUUCAUGGGAGGGCUGCGAGUGGCGCUUUGCAAGAAGCGAUGAGCUCACCAGACACUUCAGGAAGCACACUGGAGCAAAGCCAUUCAAAUGCAGUCACUGCGACAGGUGUUUCUCCCGUUCUGACCACCUGGCACUGCACAUGAAGAGGCACAUCUAAGAUGUCCUCCUUGUUGAGAGCUCUGGGGGACGAUUCUGGUUGAUUGUCCCGACCUGUGAGGGAUCAGCGAGGCCGGUGUGCUCCGCCGUGUUCCAGGCAGUGGAAAAACAUGAAGCAACGCAGGCUAUUAUUUGCACCAUACUUAGUGCCUCCAACAACUCGCUGUGGAGAUUGCUCUUGAAAGGCUUUUACAGAGGAGCGGGAGGGUGGGGAGAGACUUGAAAAAAAUUUAAAAAACAGGAAAAAUCUGGGCUGGAGAAGACGGGAAGAGACUCUUCUGUAUGGUGUUCGAUGCUUUUUUCCUGGAGGAUUAUGGGACUCCUGUGGGGGUGCCGUUCCUCCAAUGACAGUGUGUUUGCCUGUGCGCAUGGGGACUGUGAGUGCCUGCGACUGGAUGCCUGUGCUGGCUUUAUGGAGCAGAUGGAGCUUGCAUUGUGGAGCGCGAAUGAAUGAAUGACAUGGAGGGGGUGAGGUUGUGCGAGGGAGGUUUUUUGGGGGGGGAUAUCUGUUGUCUCUCUGAGAAUGAAUGCAAGCAAAAAAAAAAAAAAAGGUUCUGUCUGUGCUGUUUGAGUCUGUUGGCUGUGGAGAGGAGUAGGGGGCUGUUUGGUGGAGCUGAUUUGCUAGAGAGCGCCCCCUUUGUGCCCGGAGGUGGAACUACAGCUCCCUAUUCAAACGUGGGAGGUCGUUUUGUUUAGUGCAGCUAUUAAAUGUGCAAUGUAUUACGUAGCCUGUCUCAAACCAUACACGCUAUAAAGCUCAUUUUGUUGUCCAUUGUGUAAGCUCUGUAUCUUAAAAGAAAAAAAGAAAAAAAAACAAUGGUUGUACACAAACAGUUAUCACCGUAAUAACAGAAGUUGCAUGGGAUCUGGGGAUGUGUUGCUCACCUGUUUGCUAAUAGGACAACAAAAUUCCAUUCAAGAGCAGCUACCUUCAUAUUAUGCUAUCAUAGUAUUGUACAAAACACAUAAGGCAGUCAUUUUUUUUUAAUUUUAUUGAUAAUUUGGGGAUACCACUAUUGCUUGGCAACUGUCUUGACCGUGGGAUUUUUGUUUCUUUUUCUUCACUUUGGCUUUUCCCUUUUUUUCUAUCUGUAAAUGCACUGUUGACCUUACUGAUGCCUUAUGUAAGUGGCCUUGUCCUGUUAAAUAGAUCACUCUCUCUCUCACACACACAAACACCAAACGGGGGUUGUGAAUGCAUAGUAGUGCGUUAUUGAAUAGCUUUAUAAAGGCUCUGAUCCAUACAGUCACACCUUUGCCCUUUUGUCUCGGGACAAACUCCUCUAAACUCCUGAAUAAUAAAAAAAUAACUAUAUAUCAGCUUCGUAAUGACUGCCAUUUUUAUAUUUCUGUGCUUUCUUUGCUGAAUAUAUCAUAACUAUAUCAGAACUACAUCAUAUUCUCCAAAAUGACCCAGGCCUGAGAAAAGAAUUGCGGAGCACUCGGAAAAGCAAAACAGUUUUGUACUGGUUUACUACUAUGUAGUAAUGUAGAAUAAGAUGGUGUGGAUGCACGUCAUAUGGACUGUAACUUGCUGUCAAAAGGUACAGAGUCUUGGAAACAUGUUCUCAUGAAAUGUGGCAUGCUCAGCCAGCAAGGUCGUGACAAAUUAAGAUUUACUGCAAGGAAAACAUUUACAUUUGGGCCAUUUAUAUCAGUUGAUGUGUCAGAGGCUUACAGUCUUAAAAAAAAAAAAAAAAAAAAAAAAAAAAGGUGUCCUUUAGAGUAAUGACAACAUGCUCAAUCACGAGUCUGUUUUGAUGUUGUAUGUUUUGGUAAGUCUCACCCUCAGGCUGAGCCUGUAUAUUUACUCAGUCCUGGUUUACACAACCCACGAUCUGACUAAACGGUACCAAAACCGGUCUAACAGGUUCAGCCGAGCUGUGUUGCAGGUCUAGAGGUUUCUGUCUUUUUCCUGCAGGUGAACUGAGAAGAGACUAGGACCAGAUGUAUGUCUGUACCAACUUCACUAUAUGCAUGUUUUAACUUCAGUUACAUGACUUCAACACACUCCUCUGUGGGUUGAUAGAAUUCUCUGCUCUCUCAGAUGUAUUGAAAUCCCUUCGGUUCACAAUUGGAUAAGCUCCGUCACCAUUUUCCCUAUUUCUUGAAACCUUUUUGGAGCCACAAUGUCAAUGUUUUGUCAAAAAGUAACACGCGUGGAAGCGUGGAAAAAAGAACUUGUCUGCUUUAAGGGUUUGGCCGAUUUUAAAGCGGUCAUAAAACGUGGCAUCGGUCACUGUCAACAUCACAGGUAGCCUCGUGGAAACUCAACAACUGUACAGGUGAACCUUAAGCAACAUUAAAGAAAAUCAGUUGGCCAAUGUUUCUUUUUACACUAAGAAGUGUCAAAAAAUACAAAGAUUGUGUACAUUGUAAACUUAAGAGAAUUUUGUAUGGAAGCUUCUAUUUUGAAAGGGUAUGGGACCAAAAACAAGUGCAGUGUGUUGUUUCUCAACAUGAACCAACUAAGACAAGAGGCUGAAGAAUUACUGUAAAAUAGACACACUCCAUUCUCCUUCAUUUGCUUCUGUAACGUCCUUGAUUUUGAUCUGACUGGAGAAAGGUAGAGCAAAUGUACAUUUUAGAAAGGCAUAAAUAGCGCCUACACCUGUGGCCUAUCAUCUUUCAAGAAAAGAAAAAACAAAAAAAAACAAAAAAAAACUACUUUUCAGACGCGAAUUGUUCUGGACACUUGAAUUGUUCUAAUUUUGCAUUCUGGUGCCUGCUAAGUAUUACGUUUUUUUAAUUUGCCAUGUGAUUUCUUUCUGAACUUUUCAAAGACCUGCGAAGACGCCCUAUCUUUAGCUAGAGAAUCUUUAUUGGAUAAACAUGGAAAUGAAAUAUGAGGCUCUAUUUUUGUUUGUUUUAUGUUAUAACAAGAUUUUUUCAUUUGAAAUUG
Messenger RNA from Xiphias gladius (swordfish), 3950 nucleotides. Its product is annotated as Krueppel-like factor 6. The transcript has 4 exons. NCBI's taxonomy places the organism in Eukaryota, Metazoa, Chordata, Actinopteri, Istiophoriformes, Xiphiidae. The record is from RefSeq and is a predicted model, not a curated record. Gene Ontology annotation, biological process: regulation of transcription by RNA polymerase II. Gene Ontology annotation, molecular function: DNA-binding transcription factor activity, RNA polymerase II-specific; RNA polymerase II cis-regulatory region sequence-specific DNA binding. Bases 189 to 1049 code for a protein of 286 amino acids.